Messenger RNA from Hyaloscypha bicolor E, 1344 nucleotides. RefSeq lists its product as uncharacterized. The record is from RefSeq and is a predicted model, not a curated record. The transcript has 3 exons. The coding region runs from base 1 to 1344 and encodes 447 amino acids. NCBI's taxonomy places the organism in Eukaryota, Fungi, Ascomycota, Leotiomycetes, Helotiales, Hyaloscyphaceae.
AUGGCUUCUUCCAAGGAAAUCCAACAUUCCUCCAGGCCUCUGAGCCAACACCGCCUGUCAAUGUCUACAUACUCUGGCUCCCUUCCUAAAUCCCAUUCACGAAAUCAUUCACACUCGGUAUCUUCGGGCUCUCUUAUCACAAGCCACAGGGUGACACGGCGGAAGAGUGUGUCCUCGAAUGCCAGUAAUGUCGCAGCCAUGGUAGCCGCAGUCAGGGACGCUGGAGAUACCACCUUGGGCAUGCCAAUUACUAAUCGCCGAAAUACAAUGUCGAAGAACGCCUCGGCCAGGUCUGCGGCUCUUGGUAGUCUUCCGUCACCACCCGCGAGCUUGCCAGGACACAGGAUUCGAUUGACCUCAACUGGUAAAUCGGACAGGAGCGAGAGCGCCAUUGACGACGAGCAGAAUGAUGAAAUGGAUGACGAUGAAGAGACGGCAUUCAAACAGUCCCGUAUGAGACGAGCUAGCGAAGGUCAACACUUGAUGAAGGACGGCAAAAAAUCCAACGGCAGUGAACUCAAAUGUGGGACGUGUGGCAAGGGAUAUAAGCAUUCGAGCUGUUUGUCUAAGCAUUUAUGGGAACACACGCCUGAAUGGUCUUACACUUCCAAAUUGCUUAUUUCUAAGCACCAGCAAGUCCAACUUUUGGAAGCAGCCUCAGUGCUACUGACGAUGAACGAAGACGGCACAACUCCACCCGACUCUGCAAAGGAUUUCCAAAGCGACCAGGAUUCGGCGAGUCCUGCUGCAUCAGGCUCUUCCGAACAGCAUGAUGGCACGAGCUCCGCGGACACGACCCCUCCACCACAAGCUGACAUUUUCAAUACCUACAGCAGCGGCAGACAACACAAGCGGUACAGCAGUGGGCACACGUUUUCGCGUAGUUAUCAAUCAGCGCCAUCGGCAAACCUUCUUGCUGGAGGUAGUGUGCCCAAUGGAUCCGGGUUUGGCCAUUAUCGUCAACCUAGUGGCGAGCGUCGUCCGUUGAGCUCGGGCAUCAGUCGCAGCAAUCAAGAGGAUGAAGGCCUCGCCGCGGCCGUCGAGCUUCUCUCAUGCAGCUUCGGAUCGACCGGCACACCCAGAACUGUGCCAGUCACUCUCCCUCUCGAUGCUCCUCCAGUGCCUCUCAUCCCUACUCAAUAUUUGAGCCAGUCCAACUUUUCUGGUUCGACCCUGACUCCAAGCCAACACCCUCGCCAGACUGAGAGUUACACCCGCAACCGAGUCGAGCUUGACGGCGAUAUUAAGAUGGAAAAUGAGUCCGUUGCUGAUGAUGACGAAGAUUACGAUCGACGAAGAUCUGACGAGGACGAUGACGGAGUAUUCGGUCGGAUGGAGGAAUGA